UGGUGACUCAAUCAAUUGACAGAAGUUUGAGAUGUUUGGAAAACCAUUUUUUUUUUUUAAGAAAUAGGAGUGUUGAAGAAUCUGUUACAUUUUGUUCCUCAGAAUGUGAUGUUUAAUCGCCACAUAAUGCAAGUCACCUACUCAGAAAAAUGAAUCAACCUCUGAUUCAAUCUCAAUUAAAACUUCCAACCAAUAGCUACUUGUUUUGUAAGCUUUGACAAUAUGGCAAAGUAGUUACUACUUGGCUCAAAUGAAUGUACGGGUGGAGGUAGCAGGUUUUCCGUUGCCUCCUGGGACUCAUUAUUACUCCUCACAGGAAUUGCCUUCUAUGGCCUAAAGUUACAUUGUUAUGGGUGAACAAAGCCCUAAUGCUAAGCACAGGUCUCAUCCUGUUGCUAUGCAUUCUCAGGAAAUGUUAUAGGAAUAUAUGAAUGCAUUUGACGUGCCUUUUUAACCAGGAUGGUAUUUUGGCCUACAUUAUCAUUAAUUAUAAUUGUUUGGGUCAUUCGGUAUGUAUAAAUGUUUCCUAUGGAAUUUUGUUCAGCUCUCUUUUGUUACAUUCGGGACAGUUUUGCCUAGUCCUUAGUGUAAUUUGGUCAACAUUCCAGUAGAUGUCGGUAUGAAGAAAGCCAAACAGGGCUUUCACUAGCUUUAUUGCUUUGGUUAAUCCUUCACCUGUUACUGUGGUUAUGGAUUGCAUUUCAAGAUCACCAAUUUAACUUUCUCUGUAAAGCAGUUUGUGAACCAAAGUGAAAUGAGUGAAAAGUAAUCAGAUAAAACCUCAACAAGAGAUCAAACCAUUUUUAAAACUCAUUUGAAAAUGUGCUCUGGUUAAAUGGACGGAAUUUGUGUAUAUCGGGAAUAACGAACAUUCUAGGCCUUAGCUAGUUCUACUGUAUUUCCAGCUUAGCUAGGUUCCCUUGAUCUCCUUAGGGAGAAUUAGAGAAAUGCUUAGAUACAAGAAUGUGUUGACUCAGCCAUAAGUUGAAAAGAAACAAUGAUAAUCUUGGUGUUGGUGUAAACCAUUACAUAUGAUUUCUCAAUGAAAAAUGUCCUGAAAUGUGCCUAUUGAGGGAACUGUGGAUGAAAUAUCAACUCAGGUGUUGAACAAACAUGUGUCUUGGUUGGUUGACAAAAGCACACCCACCAAGGAAUGGGGCUAUAAUCCCCAGGUCCCCUCAGAGGGAUCCUUCAGUGCAAAGGACUUUGGCUUCUCUGCACUGCAGAACCUCUGACUGAACUCCCUGCUGUCUACCCAACAAUCCACUUCCGAGCGCACCAGUGUUCAAUACCCAGAUUCACAAUGUCACUUUUCAUCCAUAUAUUGGCCUGCCUGUUUGGCAUGGGCUCCUGGGUGUCUAUCAACGGACUAUGGGUAGAGCUGCCUCUCAUCGUGUCCCAGAUCCCCGAGGGUUGGUACCUGCCAUCCUACCUAUCCGUCCUCAUCCAGAUGGCCAACGUGGGGCCCCUGUUCAUCACCCUCAUGCACCGCUUCCGCCCCGGGGCGCUCAACGAGACAGUGGUCAUCUAUGUGAUCAUCUCCCUGGGCAUGGUGGCCAGCUUUCUCCUGGCCUUCUUCUGGAAGGAGACGCUGGUGGUGGCGGGUGUCCCUCGCAGUGUGGCCCUCCUCCUCCUUACCUUCUUCCUCUCCACUGUGGACUGCACCUCCUCUGUCACCUUCCUGCCCUUUAUGAUGCGUCUGAAGCCCCAGUACCUCACCACCUACUUUGUAGGGGAGGGUGUCAGUGGCCUGCUACCUGCCCUGGUAGCCCUGAUCCAGGGGGUGGGGGUGGUCCACUGUAACAACUGCACUCGGAUGAUAAAUGACACUGGCUCAGUCAGUCUUAGCUACGAACUUCAGGCUCACUACCAGCCGGCCAACUUCUCAGCUGGGGUGUUCUUCUUCUUCCUCAGUGCCAUGAUGUUGGUGUGCCUGGGAGCCUUCAUCCUUCUGAACUACCACCCUGCCGUGGCCCGGGAACGCCCUAAUGCCCACUACCCCAACGGGGUCCUGGAGAAAGGCGAGGCAGCUCAGAUGAACCCCACAGAGCAGAAGGCCAUGAUCAAACAGUCUGAUAUCAAGCCCAAAAGCUGCUUUGGGACCGGGACGUACAGCCGGAUACAGGUGCUGUACAUGUUCUUCAUCCUGGCCUGGGUCAACGGAUUGACUAACGUUGUGCUUCCCUCAGUGCAGUCCUACUCUUGUCUGCCCUAUGGAAACAGUGCCUACCACUUAUCGGCCACCAUGGCUGCGGUGUCCAACCCUCUAGCCUGCUUCAUUGCCAUGUUUUUCCCAAUAAGGUCCUUAUUGCUGUUGGGGGCUCUCACUUUGUUUGGCAGUGGGAUUGGAGCCUACAUUAUAGGCAUGGCAGUGCUGAGUCCAUGUCCUCUGCUGGUCAAUGAAACCUCAGGAACCUUCCUCAUUGUGGGCUCCUGGAUCUUCUUCAUCCUCACUUUGUCCUAUGUUAAGGUGAUCAUUGGUGUUAUCCUCCGUGAUGAGGGCCACAGUGCCCUCGUGUGGUGUGGAGCAGUGGUGCAGUUGGGGUCCUUCAUGGGUGCAGUCACCAUGUUUCCCUUGGUCAGUGUGUAUAGUUUAUUUUUAUCAGGAGACCCAUGUAAUACAAAGUGCCCUUAAAUUAUGCUAAACAACGAUGAACCAGGCAUAUUCUGAGAAACAUAUUUGAUUAAUUCUUCUAAAGCAUGUGUACUUCAUUAGUAAAAUGCAAUUGAACAACUAACUAGUGAGGUGAACAGAAUUCAACCAACUCGUGGGAGUGAAGUAAGGUAUACCCUAUAUAAGGUUCAGGGUGAUUUACGAUUUGGACAACACCCUCCAAGUAUCUUGUCAUGUGCUAUUGAUAAGCUAUCGUCAGAGCCUCUUUUCACUUUACACUAGCAGCUUGUGGAUGGUAAAAUUAGGGACUUUUGUCAGCGCAUGCAAAUAAUACCAGGCAGCGAAUAAGCACCUUUAGAGAGUAGCGCAUACCAGGUAGAUAGAAAGAACAUUCAGCUCUCCGGAAGAUAAAAGCCUAGUGUUUUUGUAGCAGACGCUGUUGAAUAAAUGGACUUGUGAUUCGCUAUGUCAACUAUUGUGGUUCCCCUAAUCUAAUGUUGACAGAUCAGUGUCUGACAGUUUGGACUUCACAAGAGUUAUGCGGAGUCUUGAAUGGACCAUUCUCACUGUGGAGAAUCUUUCAUAGGAAUUCAGUGAUUUAUGUAGCAAUUUUAACAUUUGGUCAUUCAUUAUUUGGUCAUUUAUUUGGUCAUUUGUUUACUUGGCUCCCGAGUGGCGCAGCGGUCUAAGGCACUGCAUCUCAGUGCAACAGGCAUCACUACAGUCCCAGGUUCGAAUCCAGGCUGUAUCACAUCUGGUCGUGAUUGGGAGUCCCAUAGGGCAGCGCACAAUUAGCCCAGCGUCGUCCGGGUUUGGCCGGGGUGGCAGUCAUUUGCUCGUAACUGAGUUAACUCUAAUUUGCUCAACCUUUAUUUUAAGUGCCUUGGCCAAGGGCACAUCAACAGAUUUUUCACAUUGUUAGAGUAUUCUAUUCGAACCAGCGACCUUUUGGUUAUUGGCGCAAUGCUCUAACCACUUGGCUAUACCGCUCUGUAUUGUAGUAUACUGUAAACCUAUUACAGUUAAUUAAUAUAUUGCAGUGGCUUUAAGUGUUUAGAAUGUAUUUGACAGGUGAUAGCAACAAACUUUACAUAUUCAAGCACAGUCAACUAAAAUGUUUAGGCUAUACAGAACCAUAAAAGGCCACAAAGUUCAUUAUUCAAAAAGAUAACUAAAUUCUAGCUAUAUUCUAGAUCACAAUCAAAAGUACCCUAAUUACCGCCUUUUCUCUAUUCAACUUGUUUUGAACAGGCAAACAGUUUUGCUUGAGUAAAUAGGUCAAAUAUUAUAUGCAAUACAAUGAAUUGUACAGGUUAUAGCAAGAUACUAAACGUAUUCAAGUGUAGUCAACUAAACUGUUACGGCGCCAUAAAAUGUCACAAAGUCCAUUAUUCGAAACGAAAAACCAUCUCGAUUCUUAACAUUUUCUAGUUCACAUCAAAAGGCUAGAGUAGACUGUUGCCACCUAUACUAUUAAAUGUUGUUUUUUUAACAGGCAUACCGCAUUCCUUGAGUAAACGGGUACCGUAUUGGAUGUGCUAGGCUGGCAGCAGAUAGCAUGAUCACACGCACAGGAACAACUAAACAGUUUAAAAGGUUUUCUGUAUAAGUUGACUUUAAGACCAGUAAAAUGGUUGUAACACAUGUACAACCAUAUUAGUUAUGCGGACAGGUCUAUAGGCACACUUUUUGGUUGGGUGCAUCUCAUCUUUCCCUGGCCCUCAUUUCUUUACAGCAAAUAUAAUACUCAUGUUGCACCACCACAUCACUAUAAUAAGGAAAUUCACAAUCCCACAUACAAUCCAUCCAUUCUAAUCAAUUUCUAAGAAACUCUUUGCCAGAGCAGUUGGCAAUACUAUAACCCACACAGCCACAUUGCACACCUCUGUAAACCUGUACAUUUUCAGCGAUGGGUAGAUUGUGGGGUGUGUCAAUUCAUUGAUCCCCCUAUAAGCUAAUAGCCAAACAUAAAUGCCCUAGUUCUAAAUGAGUGGGAAAAUGAGAGGAAGCCUAUGAAAGACUGACAGUAUUGCAUUGCGAGGAAAAUGGAAAGAUUUAAAUUGAGGAUGUCCAAUGUUCUCUUUGCUGUAAUGGAGAUACACAGAUGUUUUAUAAUUUACUGGAACUCCAACAAGAACGGUGACAAUUUCAACGGUUGAAAAAAGGGCUCCAUAGGCAACCUGGGUGUGGCAUUUUCCUGUGCUGAUGAUUGUCAAAUUAUUGUCAUUUGUCAGAUUAUCAAAUUGCUGGGUUACAAACUCCAAGUCUUCAGGUUAUGUUAGAAGUCUGAAAGAAUAGGUCAGCCAUCUGUCACUUUCAUUCUGUAGCUUAAGACAUUCUGUUGAGAUGAAUAAAAUACCCUGAGAACAUUAAAGGGGCCAUCUGCAGUUCAACUCAGAGGUUCAACCUAGCACUGUUUUGGUAAAUAGCUGAGGGAUGGAGCUGGAGAAAUGUAACCACUCUCAAAUGUAUUGUCAGAGCUACAGGCAAAAUGAAUCUUAUAUUUUGGGUUCUGAUAGGGAAUGAGAGUUUGAGUUAUAUUCUUUAAGAAUCAAUGGGUAUAUAACAUAAUUUAAAGUCCAAAAAUGUAUGUACCAAUCAGAUUUUUCUGCAUACACUAAUUUCUUAAAAUAUCAGAAAAUGUGAUUUACACACCAGUGUGUUUAAAAUAUAUUUGAAUCUUCCAAAAAUAAAGGUAUUAUAAGCAAUUGUAUACAUUACUUUGUAUAAUAAAAAUAGUAGUUCUUUAAUUUGUUACAUUCACUGCUAAAAUGGACUAAAUUUGACUACAAAGAUGUCCUUAAGCUCAAAUGGUGGUCCUCAAGCUUUUAACUGUGACAUGGUGGUCCUUGGAACGGAAAAGGUUGGUAACUGUUGGUCUACACAAAUUAAUAAAGUUAUG
Messenger RNA from Oncorhynchus masou masou (cherry salmon), 5516 nucleotides. RefSeq names its product solute carrier family 52 member 3-2a (gene slc52a3-2a). NCBI's taxonomy places the organism in Eukaryota, Metazoa, Chordata, Actinopteri, Salmoniformes, Salmonidae. Gene Ontology annotation, molecular function: riboflavin transmembrane transporter activity. The transcript has 4 exons. The coding region runs from base 1304 to 2635 and encodes 443 amino acids. Gene Ontology annotation, cellular component: plasma membrane. The record is from RefSeq and is a predicted model, not a curated record. Gene Ontology annotation, biological process: riboflavin transport.